AUGGGAAAGAGAAGCUCUGUAACUAGUGGGCAUGCAAAGCCACGUGUGUCGGCCGCUGCUGCCGUCGACACAGCUGGCUCCUCUUCCAAGCCUGUUCAUGACUCCAGAGAGCUGGAGCUGGAACAAGAGCUGGAGCUGGACGAAGAAAAACCACAAAAAAUAUCACAUCCUCCUUCAAAGAAGCAGAGAAAGCAAAUCUCUGCUCAAGAGAUCCAAGUGGCCCGAGAAACUGCCGAAUUAUUCAAGUCCAAUAUCUUCAAGCUUCAAAUCGAUGAACUCAUCAAGGAAGUAAAGUUGAAAGAUGCUAAUAUCGACAAGAUUGAAAAAGUGUUACAUAAACUUCAUGAUCUUAUAAGGAUGAUUCCCGCUACGGAGAACUUGACUCUCGAAGAGUUGGAGGCUCGGUUUACUUCUAAGAAGGUAGUCAUCCCAUUUCCGGAUCCUAAACCUAGCAAAGUCAACUAUAAGUUUUCGUAUUUACCUCCUGAAGAUGUGUCUUUAGUUGGAUCGUUUGGAUUGAAAACGGGUGUUUCCCAAAACCACGGAAUGUCUGUAGAUAUGAUUUUGACCAUGCCUAAAGAAUUGUUUCAACCGAAAGAUUAUUUGAAUUACAGAGCUUUGUACAAAAGGGCUUUCUAUUUGGCAUACUUGACAGACCAUUUGAUUCCUUUGACUAAGAAGCACAACCUCCCAGUGAAAAUAUCCUACCAAUACUUUAAUGAUGAUAUCUUGUAUCCUUGUUUAACGAUCGAGAGUAUAAAAACUGAUAACCCUGACGAUUUAUGUUUCCACAAGACAAAGUUUAGUAUCAAAUUAAUUGUUGGUUUGCCGUUCGGAGUAUUCGAAAAUAAAAAAUUGAUGCCCAAUAAGAACUGUAUCAGAAUCCAAUCUGAUUCUGAAGAAUUGCCCCCGACUCCCUUGUACAAUUCAUCUAUCUUGUCGCUGACAGCAUUUGAUUAUUAUUUGAAAUACUUGUACACUUCUAAAAAGGCUACAGAAAGCUUCAAAGAUGCUUGUAGAUUGGGAAAGAUCUGGUUGAACCAAAGGGGAUUUAGUGGAUCUGUCAACAAAGGAGGAUUUGGCCAUUUUGAAUUCGCCGUGUUAAUGAGUGCCUUACUACAUGGUGGUGGUUUGAAUGGGAACAAGAUCUUGUUACAUGGAUUCUCUUCUUAUCAAUUAUUCAAAGGUACUAUCAAGUACUUGGCUACAAUGGACCUUUCUUCAGGCUAUUUAUCGUUUUCCAGUUUAAUUGGGGAGAACAUUGCAUCUAAAUUCAACCCUAAUGAGGGAUUCAAUGUUCCUACCAUCUUUGACAAAAAUUUGAAGUUGAACAUAUUGUGGAAGAUGACUAGUUAUUCAUAUAACCUAUUGAAGCACGAUGCUAUCCAAACGUUGGAAUUACUUAAUGAUGUGGUGAAAGACAGAUUCGAUCCCAUUUUGUUGCACAACUCAAACCAUGAUCAAUUAAGAUACGACAUGUUGUUGAAUAUUACUAUUCCAGAUGAUUUGAUAGAACAGUUUGGUCCCUUGGAAAAGAUUACGUUCUUAACAUUCGAGAACUUUAUAAUGAACAAGCUUUAUGUUAUCUUAAAAAUGGCUCUUGGAGAUAGGGCUACUCAAGUGGUUGUGAAGCUUGAAAAGUUUCAAAACGUCUUUGCCAUCCACAAAAGAAAAAUAAACUCUCAGACAAACAAUUUCAUUAUAGGGCUUAUGUUCAACCCAGAUGAAUGCGAAAAGUUAGUCACUAAGGGUCCAGAUAAUGAUGAUCAUGAGGAAGAAGUCAUCAAAUUCAGAAACUUUUGGGGUGCAAAAGCUUCUUUGAGAAGAUUUAAGAAUGGUACUAUCCAAAACUGUGUUGUUUGGCUGAUCAAGGAAUCUGAACCUGUUACUUUAUCCAUAAUCAAGUAUUCUUUGGAUCACCAUUUGUACAAAGAUAUUUCCUCCAACAUUUCCACCGAAUUGCCAGCAUUUAAUAAGAAACUUCCUAUACCAUUAUUACCGUCUGGUUCUAAUCAACCUGUUAUCUCAACCAGCAGCUUUGCCAAUUUGAAAACUUCUUUCGAAUCUUUAACUAGAGCCAUUUCCAAAUUAUCGUUGCCUUUGAGUGUCAAGUCAAUGUUUCCCGCUUCAUCGAGUUUAAGAUAUACUUCCACUUUGCAGCCAGUUCCCUUCGCUGUCAGUAAUCCUGACUUUUGGAAUGAAGUGAUUUUGCAGUUCGAAUCUUCAGCAAAGUGGCCAGAUGAAUUAUUUGCAUUAGAAAAAGUCAAGUCAGCUUUCUUGUUGAAGACUUUGGACGAGCUUCACAAGGAAACAGCAUACAAAGCCUUCAUAACCCAAGAUGACACUAUUCCCUUCAAUAGUCAUAUAACUAUAUUAAGGGUUUUAACCCCUGAAGGGUUUGGAUUCAAAAUCAGAGUUUUGACCGAAAGAGAUGAGACAAUGUAUUUAAGAGCUGUGAGUAACGCUGACAAGCAAAAAGCCAGGGCCCAAGAUAUUUAUCUUAAAUUCAACCAAAAGUACAUUGGUGUGGUGAAGCAUUCAAGAACCGUUAGUACUUUAUCCCAUCAUUUCCCCUUUUAUUCCCCAACAGUAAGAUUAUUCAAGAUAUGGUUGGACUCCCAUUUACUAUUGAGCCACUUCAGCGAGGAAUUGGUGGAGUUGAUUGCGCUCAAGCCGUUUGUUGACCCAGCUCCAUAUUCAGUACCUCACUCUGUUGAGAACGGGUUCUUAAGGAUUUUAGAGUUCUUAGCCAGUUGGAAUUGGAAGGAUACUUCAUUGAUUCUUGAUCUUGUGAAAAAUGACGUUGGGGGAGAUUCUUACAACGAAUUAGACAGUGAAACCUUCAACAAAUUGUCCGACAAGUUAACUAUUCAAACUCAGCAGAUGAUUGAAGAUAAUUUCACAAAGAUAAGAAAAAACGAUCCAACAGGAAUCAAGACCCAAUUUUUUAUUGGAUCUAAAGAUGACCCAUCAGGAAUCUUAUGGUCCAAUGAAUUGACUCUUCCGAUUGCCAGUAGAUUGACGGCUUUGGCAAGAUCUGCAACUGAAAUUAUCAGAUCAUCUGGUGUCAAUGAGAUUAAUCUCAAUUUAUUGUUUGUACCGGUGUUGCAAGAUUACGAUUUCAUCAUCGAUAUCAAGUCUCAUAAGUUAUCAACUUCUGCCGGGGUGUUACCUUCCAACAGCUUCAAGAAUUUGAUUAACAACCAAACAUUUUUCCCGGAUGAUAUUGCUUCCAAAUACGAUUUGACCCAAGCUUAUAUUGAUGAUUUAAACAGGAAGUUUGGUAAUGUGAUUAUAUUUUCUUCCCACAGCUACAGUUUUUUGAACAAUGAUGGGCACAAUAUCAUCACUGGUCUUUUUGUCCCUGCUACUUUAACUAAGAAGAAGUUCAGAGUCAACUUUGGUAUCAACCUCAAACCUGUUCAAGAUUCUAAAGACAAAGACACAGAAGAAGUGAUCAUCAACAAAGAAAGCAUUCUCGAUCAAAUUCGUCUUUUGGGAGGUGAUCUCAUUAGUGAGGUGAAAAUUAAAGGCUGA
Molecule: messenger RNA, 3537 nt
Organism: Yamadazyma tenuis ATCC 10573
Lineage: Eukaryota; Fungi; Ascomycota; Pichiomycetes; Serinales; Debaryomycetaceae
Source: RefSeq, a predicted model, not a curated record